AUGGGCACUCUUUGCUUUUCGCGGCGCUGCUGUUUGCUUUUCGCUCUCGCCUGGGCCGGCAGGUUGGCGGGAGGCAGCGGGGGCGCAGAUGUUGAUGAGUGCGCAGAAGCUACGGAUGACUGUCACAUCGACGCAAUUUGUCAAAACACACCAAAAUCCUACAAAUGCAUCUGCAAGCCGGGCUACAAAGGGGAAGGGAAGCAGUGUGAAGAUAUCGAUGAGUGUGAAAAUGACUUCUACAAUGGGGGUUGCGUCCACGAGUGUAUCAACAUUCCAGGCAACUACAGGUGUACAUGCUAUGAUGGAUUCAUGUUAGCCCAUGAUGGCCACAACUGUCUUGAUGUUGAUGAGUGUCUGGAUAACAAUGGAGGGUGCCAGCAGAUUUGUGUAAAUACUAUGGGCAGCUACGAAUGUCAGUGCAAAGAGGGCUUUUUUCUGAGUGAUAACCAGCACACCUGCAUUCAUCGCUCCAUUGAGGGUAUGAACUGUAUGAACAAAGAUCAUGGGUGUGCACACAUCUGCCGGGAGACACCCAAAGGUGGGGUUGCCUGUGAAUGUAGACCUGGCUUUGAACUUGCCAAAAACCAGAAGGACUGCAAAUUAACCUGUAACUAUGGGAAUGGAGGCUGCCAGCACACCUGUGAUGACACAGAUACUGGCCCUGUGUGUGGCUGUCAUCAGAAGUAUGCCCUGCACUCAGAUGGCCGAACCUGCAUUGAGAAGGAUGAGGCUGCAAUUGAGAGUUCUGAGUACAAUGCCACGUCAGUAGCUGAUGUGGACAAGCGGGUGAAACGGCGGCUACUUAUGGAAACAUGUGCUGUCAAUAACGGAGGCUGUGAUCGGACUUGCAAGGAUACCGCAACAGGGGUACGCUGCAGUUGCCCAGUUGGAUUUACCCUGCAGCCUGAUGGGAAAACGUGCAAAGAUAUUGAUGAGUGUUUGGUAAAUAAUGGUGGCUGUGACCAUUUCUGCCGAAACACGGUUGGCAGCUUUGAGUGCAGCUGCCAGAAAGGCUAUAAACUGCUCACAGAUGAAAGGACCUGCCAAGAUAUAGAUGAGUGCUCCUUUGAAAGGACCUGUGACCACACCUGCAUCAACUACCCUGGAAGCUUUGAGUGUCUCUGCCACAAAGGCUACACCUUGUACGGACUGACACACUGUGGAGAUGUUGAUGAAUGCAGCAUCAGCAAUGGUAGCUGUGACUUUGGGUGUCUUAAUACCAUGGGGAGUUAUGAGUGUGUCUGCCCACCUGGAAAGAAACUGCACUGGAAUAAAAAGGACUGUGUUGAGAUGGUGAAAUGUCUCCCAAAUGCCAAACCAGCUCCCAAGGCUCAGCUAGUAUGCAGUAAGACAGGAGGCAUAGAGAGCUGUUUCCUGUCAUGCCCAUCCAAUACUCUUUUUGUUCCAGACUCAGAGAACAGCUACAUGCUGAGCUGUGGCGUCCCCGUGCAGCACGGCAAGGCGCAGCCCAGGCGCAAUUCCACCCUGCCCAGCUGCUCAGAUUCCCUAGCCCCUCCAGUCAAGCAGAAAGCUCGUUUUAAAAUCAAAGAUGCAAAAUGCCAUUUACGGCCUCGCAGCAAAGAAAAAACAAAAGAUUCUGGGAAGCAGGCUGUUUCAGGAGGUCAGUUCCCCUGUACAGACAACUGCCAGGUGACCUUUGUGAAUCUCAAGUGUGAUUCCUCCAAGAAAAAACGCCGAGGCCGCAAGUCACCAUCAAAAGAAGUGUCCCAUAUCACUGCAGAGUUUGAAGUGGAGAUGAAGUCUGAAGAAGUCUCAGACACCUGUAACAUUGACUGUGUUCGGAAAAGGAUGGAGCAGAAGCUGCAAACUGCAAUCAAAACAUUGAGGAAAUCUAUUAAUAAACAGCAAUUUUACAUUCAGUUUUCUGAGACAGAAUAUGAAGUGGCUCAGAAGCCAGCUAAAGCUACUGAAGGGCAUGAAGCGUGCAGUACAGGGCAAGUACUGCAGGAUGGAAAAUGUGUUACCUGCAGCACGGGCACCUUUUAUAGCGGAGAACACAACCAAUGCAUCCCGUGCUCACCAGGAACCUACCAGGACACAGAAGGCCAACUCACCUGUGAGCCUUGCCCCAGCAAUGAUAGCCAGGGAGUAACAGGCGCCCGGAACGUCUCGGAAUGUGGAGGGCAGUGUUCUCCUGGGCACUACUCUUCAGAUGGUUUUAAACCUUGUACAGUCUGUCCUCUUGGUAUGUAUCAGCCUGAACCAGGAAGGACCCUCUGUUUUACCUGUGGCGGUGGGCUUAUGACCAAAUACGAAGGUGCUGUUUCCUUUCAAGACUGUGAAACCAAAGUUCACUGUUCUCCUGGACACUACUACAACUCCACAACACACAGAUGUAUCCGGUGCCCUGUGGGAACAUACCAGCCUGAGUUUGGUCAGAACUACUGCAUCACCUGCCCUGGCAACACCAGUACAGAUUUUGAUGGCUCCACCAAUGUCACGCACUGCAAAAACCAGCACUGUGGAGGAGAACUGGGGGACUACACUGGCUACAUUGAAUCACCCAACUAUCCUGGAGACUAUCCAGCUAAUGUGGAAUGCAUUUGGAACAUAAAUCCACCCCCAAAGAGAAGAAUACUCAUCGUAGUACCUGAGAUAUUUCUCCCAAUUGAGGAUGAAUGUGGCGAUGUUUUAGUAAUGAGAAAAAGUGCUUCUCCUACUUCAAUUACUACAUAUGAAACAUGUCAGACCUAUGAGAGACCUAUUGCAUUUACCUCAAGAUCAAGGAAACUCUGGAUUCAGUUCAAGUCAAAUGAAGGAAACAGUGGCAAAGGAUUUCAGGUCCCCUAUGUGACUUACGAUGAGGAUUACCAACAACUAAUAGAAGACAUUGUUAGAGAUGGCCGAUUAUAUGCAUCAGAAAACCAUCAAGAAAUUCUAAAGGACAAGAAACUGAUUAAAGCUCUCUUUGAUGUACUGGCACACCCUCAAAACUAUUUCAAGUACACAGCACAAGAGUCAAAAGAAAUGUUUCCAAGAUCAUUUAUAAAGCUGCUGCGAUCGAAAGUUUCCAGGUUUCUACGACCAUACAAAUAGUCGAGUGGUAUUCAAUUUUUGGUUACUUUACAUUCCUGUCAAAUAUUGUCUUUCCUCCAUAGCAGAAACAUUUGCUAAUUUGAAAGCUCUUUUUUGCAGACUUUGUUCACAAUUGAUAACAAAGAACACCUAUAAUGUUUUAUAAUUGUUAAAACUUGAUGUUCUGAAUAGGAUUCUUACUAAAAAAAAAAAAUAAUAAUUACGCAUCCCUGAGUAUAUCUAGUUACAGAUCCACAUUUGAGUCUGCACUAGUGUAUCCUCACUUUCCAUUUGAAAUCUCAUUAUGUAAAAAUAUUCUUUCUAGCUUUUUAUUUUUCAUCAACAAUAACUUUUGUCAAAGAAAGGAGGAAUCUAUUCAAAUAUGAUUAAACUACCUGCAGAUAAGUUCUGUUAUAGAAAGAAGUAUGUAGUAUAAAUAAUGCUUGGAUUUUGAAUUGCACUUGAAGUUUAUAUUUGAAUCUUUAGAACAAAAUGAAACAAUGUAAAUUUUGUUAUUUCUCAUUUGUGGCUUGGUGGAACCUCUGUCCAAAUAGAAAUCAAAAAGGAAAAAAAAGAAGAAAAAAUCUAUAAUUUUCUUUUAUGAAUUACAUGAGAUUGAGUCCCAUGCCCUAAUGUCCUAAUGUUUUUAUCUGUCCUCUUCUAAACUUCUUCAGAGGUUUGCCACUGUCAAUUACUUAAUUGAAACAGAUUUAGCUCUGGAUUUCCAUGCAUCAAUCGGUCCCUUUAAAGACAUUUACAACAGGAUAUGUGAGAAAUGAACAACAACACUAGUAGUCUUGGUUUUCUUUCCAUUAAGAGAGCAUCUAAUUAAGUACAUUAUAUAAAUAUAUAAAUAUAUACUUCUAUUUGUGGGUACAUUAGUAAUGUUAUCUCUAGUUACUGUAAAUAUUAUUAAUGCUUAAAUCUUUACUCCCACACACCCUAUUUACUCAUAUAUAUAUGUAACUUUGUGUA
Molecule: messenger RNA, 4011 nt
Organism: Vidua macroura (Pin-tailed whydah)
Lineage: Eukaryota; Metazoa; Chordata; Aves; Passeriformes; Viduidae
Gene: SCUBE1
Product: signal peptide, CUB domain and EGF like domain containing 1
Exons: 23
Coding region: 1-3057 (1018 amino acids)
Biological process (GO): signal transduction
Cellular component (GO): cell surface
Molecular function (GO): calcium ion binding
Source: RefSeq, a predicted model, not a curated record